Messenger RNA from Nannospalax galili (Upper Galilee mountains blind mole rat), 2344 nucleotides. RefSeq names its product RAS like proto-oncogene B (gene Ralb). The transcript has 5 exons. Gene Ontology annotation, cellular component: plasma membrane. NCBI's taxonomy places the organism in Eukaryota, Metazoa, Chordata, Mammalia, Rodentia, Spalacidae. Gene Ontology annotation, biological process: Ras protein signal transduction. Gene Ontology annotation, molecular function: GTPase activity; GDP binding; GTP binding. The record is from RefSeq and is a predicted model, not a curated record. The coding region runs from base 235 to 855 and encodes 206 amino acids.
AGCCCGGGUUGCCGGCCGACGGCGGGAGCGCGCUCCGGGGGGUGGGGACGCGAGCUCCAGGCUGCUGGAUGACAAAUCGGCUGGGGACUGCUGGGGUCCGGCCCCAGGACGGGGCGGGGCGCGGGUGAGAGCGGCGGGGCCGGGUGUGCGAAAGGCCAGCGGCGGGACGGGUCCCCCAGCAGCUCCCCAUCUUGGUCAACUGUCCCUGUGUCACCAGCUCAGAAAAUCAGCAGGAUGGCUGCCAACAAGAGCAAGAGUCAGAGCUCCCUGGCCCUUCACAAGGUCAUCAUGGUGGGCAGCGGAGGAGUUGGCAAGUCAGCCCUGACACUUCAGUUCAUGUAUGAUGAGUUUGUAGAAGACUAUGAGCCCACCAAAGCCGACAGUUACAGGAAGAAAGUGGUCCUGGAUGGAGAGGAGGUGCAGAUAGACAUUCUGGACACUGCUGGCCAGGAGGACUAUGCAGCCAUCCGUGACAACUACUUCCGGAGUGGAGAGGGCUUCCUGCUGGUGUUCUCCAUCACGGAGCACGAGUCCUUCACGGCCACGGCUGAGUUCAGGGAACAAAUCCUCCGAGUCAAGGCCGAGGAAGAUAAAAUUCCACUGCUGGUUGUGGGCAACAAGUCUGACCUGGAGGAGCGGAGGCAGGUGCCUGUGGAUGAGGCCCAGAGCAAAGCGGAGGAGUGGGGUGUGCAGUAUGUGGAGACAUCAGCCAAGACGCGUGCCAACGUGGACAAGGUGUUCUUUGACCUAAUGAGGGAAAUCCGAGCAAAGAAGAUGUCAGAAAACAAAGACAAGAGCGGGAAGAAAAGCAGCAAGAGCAAGAAGAGUUUUAAAGAGCGGUGUUGCUUGCUCUGAAAGGCAGCAGUGAGGAGGAGGACACAGGGCUGGCCAGGCAGGAGGCUGGAGGCAGGCUGAGGUGCUUCUGUCUAGGCUCCUGCUGUCCCCAGCCUUAUUCUUUUGCACUUCUUUAAAUGGAGACAGAUAUUUGUGACUCAGUGGCUGACUGAAGAAAGACACCCUUGUCUAUGCAAUGGAUCUGUUUUUAACUUUUCAGGAGCUUUGAGAGUCUCUUCCGUCCCUCCCUCUUUCCUUCCCUCCCUCCAUUUCUCCCUUCCUUCCGCCCUCCCAGCAGACAGCCUAACUCUAGUUGUGUAGUGCAGGAGGUAGGAAACAGCUAUGUAGUGAUUACAAAGAAAGAGUAUUGUCACUGCAUCCUGUUCCCCCUAGUUUUAGAGCAUGUCUCCCAUCUUCUGUUUAGAAAUUAAAAUGCCUCAUUUUAUCGGGGCGUGGUGGUACACACCUGUAAUCCCAACACUUGGGAGGCUGAGGUAGGAGGAUAGCCUUGAGUUCAAGGCCAGUCUAGGCUACCUAGCAAGACCUUCUGAAAGAAAAAGUAAAUGUCUUGUUUUAGUAGGUUUUAGAGGGCCUGGGGUAAUCCCCCCUCUCAACCCUUAUCAGCUUAGAAGUCACAGAAAAAUCCAUUAAGCUCUAAUAACACUGAAAAAAGUGUGUGUGGGGUGGAUCUUUCCUUCUUUCUUUUUUUAAAGAUAAACUUCUGUGACUUUUGAGGUAUAAUUAGGAAAAUGAACUUGAGUUGGGCCCAGAUAGACCCAUCUGAAGCUCUCUCAUGUCUGAAAAGUGAAAGUUGGGAGUUCCCUUUAGAGUUAAGCAGUGGCCUGCUGCAGUGGGCUUUUCCUCCUUGGCAUCCUUUGCUGAGCGGACUUUCUUUUGGGAAGGCUGCCUGUUCUUUGUAGGCAGCAUACUCUUCUCAUGUCCUCUAUCAAGGUCCCCUCCCAUGCCAGCCACACUGCUGGGCCCUCUCCACUCUGCCAGCACAGGUUCAACACACCUCUUCUUUUUUUCAUUCUUCUGAAGAAUGUCACAAGUUCAAAUUGUGCCCCAGAAUCAUGAAGCCAGAGCCAGUGCAGGCCUGUCUGCUACCUCCCCUAGAAUCGCUUGGUGACUCUCAAUUUCAUUAGAAGUGGAGAAAGAUGAGGGAGGCCAUAGCCUGUCACCUAAUGCGGCUGCUAGUUCUGAUGUGACUGCCUGGAGAGCCUGCACUCACUCUCCCUCUGGCCCUGCAAAGCUUCGUCAUCAGGAAGGGGACACACAGACAGAAGCUGGCCACUGAGCACAUUCCCCCCAUUUUUUAGAAGUGAAUAUUUCAUGUUUAGGUGCCAAAUGUGAAUCUGGGUGGGGAGAGCGGGAGCCCUUGGAGUGGAGUGUUUUUAUGGAGAUUGUGGGAAUUAGGUUCAGACUCCUGGAAACUGAUCUUGUAUAACCUCCAAAGAAUCAAGGGGCUUUUUCGAAUAAAAAACAAACAAACAAAAAAAAUCAAAAUGAA